This is a messenger RNA of Diorhabda sublineata, 432 nucleotides long. RefSeq lists its product as uncharacterized. The transcript has a single exon. The record is from RefSeq and is a predicted model, not a curated record. The coding region runs from base 1 to 432 and encodes 143 amino acids. Lineage: Eukaryota; Metazoa; Arthropoda; Insecta; Coleoptera; Chrysomelidae.
AUGCCUACGAGAUAUAGUCUGGUCAACUCGUACAUGCGCAAAGAUAGCAAAAUUAGAAUCUACAAGACUUGUAUCAGACCCAUCAUGACGUACGGCACGGAAGUCCGCGAGGACACCAACAAGACGAAACAAAUGCUGGGGGUGGCCGAGAUGAAAACACUAAAAACAAUAGUGGGGAAAACAAGAAGAGACAGAGUAAGAAAUACAGAUGUCAAAGAGCAAUGCGGGAUACAAGACAUUGUGAAAUGGGGAAAACAACGUAAGAGGCAGUGGUACAACCAUAUAAGACGGAUGGACAAAAAGAGACUUCCGAGAAUAGUCCAAGAAAACAACCCGCCCGGCACAAGGCCUCCCGGGAGACCACCUAAAAGGUGGAAUGAUAGUUGGCAAUCCACCUCUCAGGAAAAGAUGCAGAGGCAGCUUCAGAAUUAA